GAAGAGGAGGGUGAGUCCGAGGAGGAGGCGCCGCCGCCGCCGAAGCUUGCUCCAAAGCAGGCGCCAGAGGGCCGGAAGCCCCAGGCAGCGGCCGAGACCAAGAAGCCUGCCGCUUUCAGCCGCAUCUGGUCCACCGACGACGAGGUGCGUAUCCUCGAGGCCCUCGCGGCUCACCAAAAGCAGCACGGCACGCUGCCGCAGCCCGACGCCCUCGUCGACGCCCUUGCAGGGAAGCUCGACAACCGGGCCUACGGCAGCAAGGAGCUCCAGGGGAAGGUCCUGGCCCUCAGGCGUCGGUACCUCGCGCUCAGCAAGAAGGGCGAGCUCCCGAGCAAGGAGCAUGACCGCCGGGUGCUGGAACUUUCCAAGAUGGUCUGGGAAGGCGGCGACAUGGUCACCGCCGCAGCUGCCUCUGCCAAGUCUGCGAAGGCGGCAAAUGGCCAGGAGCCAAAGGGGUUCGAGGAGAUGUGCGAUCUGUAUCCGUACCUAGCGGAGCAUGUGAAGGAGCUGGAUGCGGCGAACCCGGGCAUUUUCAAGAGGCAGUUCGGGAUGAUGGACGAGGAUAAGGCGCGCGCCAUGGACGAGAAGAUCAAGAGGCAGCGGGUGGCGCAGAUGAAGGUGGAGCUGCGCCGCCAUGACCUGGUAAGGGAGGUGACCAAGGCCAUCAUCGACUUGGUCGACUGAUGGGAGCGUCAUGAGCUUACCUGAAACUGUACCGGUGAUCACAAUGUGGCGAUUUGGUGGAGCAAGAAGGUUUCUGAAAUUAUGAGCUAUAAUCUGCAAAUUUUGGUGUCUCGGAUGGUCUAAACAUGAGACCUAUGCUGGAACUGCAAAUUGUGCCUGGUCUUUGUAAGAAUGCUUUUUUUCGUGUGGCCAGAGCAUGCUAGAAUUAUAGCAAAUUAGGGGUGUCUUUAUGGUGUGAGCAUGAUGAGACAUGUGCUGGAACUGCAAAUUGUGCUGGUGGAUUAAGAAUGUUUUCCUGUGUGGCUAGAGAAGUACUGUACGGUAGAACUGGCAAAUUGUGCUGCUGUUGCGGGAAUCUUUCUUGCCACAGGUUCUAUCGAUUGUGUGAGGUUUUAUGUAUGAAACGGUCGCUGAAUUUGUACUUGGUUCAGUAAAGCUUUUCUGUUGUUAGUUU
This is a messenger RNA of Triticum urartu, 1138 nucleotides long. RefSeq lists its product as uncharacterized. NCBI's taxonomy places the organism in Eukaryota, Viridiplantae, Streptophyta, Magnoliopsida, Poales, Poaceae. The record is from RefSeq and is a predicted model, not a curated record. Gene Ontology annotation, cellular component: nucleus. Gene Ontology annotation, biological process: regulation of DNA-templated transcription.